Messenger RNA from Malus domestica (apple), 951 nucleotides. Its product is annotated as putative F-box/LRR-repeat protein At5g02930. NCBI's taxonomy places the organism in Eukaryota, Viridiplantae, Streptophyta, Magnoliopsida, Rosales, Rosaceae. Gene Ontology annotation, molecular function: protein binding. The record is from RefSeq and is a predicted model, not a curated record.
AUGUGUGAGAUAUUAUCAGCUGGCGCCAGUGAAUCCAAAGGAGACUCUUCUCCAAGUAAGUGCACCAACACCGAUCGCAUCAGCGCAUUGCCGGAUCAUAUUCGUCAUUCCAUUACCUCAUUACUGAGUAUAAAGGAUGCCAUACGCACUAGCACAUUAUCCCACAAAUGGAGAACAACCUAUGCUUACAAGUCAAGCCUCGAGUUUAAUUGGCAUGACUUAAUUCCAAACCCAGCCAACGAAGAUCCUUUAGGAACAGUUUUAAGGGCAAAUAUUGAGUCGUUCAAGGUUCGCUGUCGAUUUGGAAGUAGGCAUGCGCUUAAAAUCAACGGCUGGGUGGACUCUGCUAUUUCAAAGGAUGUUGACCUAGCUUUUACUUGUGAUGAGGUGCUCUCUCAACGUACUAAUGAUGUUUCGGAAGCCAUAGACUACUAUGAUUUCCCUACUCAUAUGCUUUUGAGUGGUGAAGAACCAAAAUUUAUCAGGCAUCUUUCCUUGCUGACGUGCACCCUCCGGUCAGAUAUUUUUACCAGACGAUUUAACGCCCUAACAAAUCUUGUGCUGUCGGAUUGUAAAUUCAUCGGAGGUGUAGAGCCACUUGCCUUUUCAUCUGGGCAAAACCUUGAGUUUCUGAAACUCGACUACUGUUCGGGAUUGGGAAGUAUACUGCGCUUUGACUCACUUUACCGUUUGAAGACCCUAACGGUGACCAUGUGUGACGGCUUGAAGAGGAUUGAGGUAACCAAUGCCCCCAGUCUCACCUUUUUUCGAUGUCACGGCGAUGGAAAUAUAGAGCUCUCUUUGGAUGUGGUUCCCAAUUUGCAAGAAAUGUAUGCUGUUUUGGACGGAAUCGAUGUGAUUGAAAGCUUUCUUAAGUUGGAGAGAGAAGUUCCUCAUGUCCCUUUCCUUGGAGUUGGCAAACCUAUGCACAACUACGCUCGACCGGUUUAG